CGCAUUAAUCCCUCCUCCACAGUCCAAGGCAGGGGCCCGGACUCGCCCAGAUCGAUCUUUCUGCUUUUCGCCGUCUUGUAUAGCAAUCCGAGUACAUAAUCGCGACAUCUAACCACCAUGGCCGCCUCCUCAUCGAAGCCAUCGAGCUUCCUGCUCUACUCCUGCAUCGCCCACCGCACAACCAUCCUCGCCGAACACUCCUCCCCCGGCACAUCCUCGAGCGCCGCCUCGUCCCUCGCUUCCAUCAUCCUCCCCAAGAUCAGCCACGACCAACCGCAAAAGCUCACCUACACCCACGAGCGCCUCUUCGUGCACUACAUCGCCGACUCACCCACAACACCCAGCACCUCCGAUGACCCCCGCCAGGGCGAACCCAACUCCUACGCGCCCCUCAGCUACAUCGUCGUCGCAACCGCCGAACAAGGCCGCCGCAUUCCCUUCGCUUUCCUCCUCGAAAUCAAGCGCAAGUUCCUCACCACCUACUCGCCCUCCAGCACGGACUUCUCUGCUCUCCCGGCUUACGGCUGCGCCGCGUUCAACAAUGAGCUCCGCUCGCUGCUGCAGACGUACAAUACGGCCCCGCCGGCGGAUUCGCUGGCUUCGGCAAAGCGGGAGAUCGAUAGCGUGAGGAACAUCAUGACGGAGAAUAUCGAACGGGUGUUGGAGAGAGGUGAACGGAUUGACUUAUUGGUGGAUAAGACGGAUCGGUUGGGCGGCAGUGCGCACGAUUUUCGCAUUAGGAGUCGUGGGUUGAGGAGACGGAUGUGGUGGAAGAAUGUUAAGUUGAUGGUUUUGUUGGCUAUUGUUGUCGUGUUCUUGGUGUGGUUGUUUGUGGGAAUGGGGUGUGGAUUGCCUGCUUGGGGGAGGUGUGUUGGGCAUAGUCAGUAAGUAGGUACUUGGUGGAUAUUGGUGAUGAUGUAUCUUAUGUGUCUUCGUGGUGAUUAUGAGGUGGAGGUUCGGUUUACGAGUCUGGUUUUCGGCCUAAUUGAGCGGGACAUAUGACCUUUUUUUUUUUUUUUUUUUCUUUCUGUUU
Messenger RNA from Aspergillus eucalypticola CBS 122712, 1033 nucleotides. Its product is annotated as synaptobrevin family protein. The transcript is spliced from 2 exons. The record is from RefSeq and is a predicted model, not a curated record. Gene Ontology annotation, biological process: vesicle-mediated transport. Gene Ontology annotation, cellular component: membrane. NCBI's taxonomy places the organism in Eukaryota, Fungi, Ascomycota, Eurotiomycetes, Eurotiales, Aspergillaceae. Bases 118 to 888 code for a protein of 256 amino acids.